Molecule: messenger RNA, 1733 nt
Organism: Ipomoea triloba (trilobed morning glory)
Lineage: Eukaryota; Viridiplantae; Streptophyta; Magnoliopsida; Solanales; Convolvulaceae
Product: plasmodesmata-located protein 2-like
Exons: 3
Coding region: 469-1356 (295 amino acids)
Biological process (GO): transport of virus in multicellular host; plasmodesmata-mediated intercellular transport
Cellular component (GO): plasmodesma
Source: RefSeq, a predicted model, not a curated record
UUCUCGCCGGCCGACAAGCGGAGCCCAAGAUGUCAUUUGGUUCAAUUGCAAUUUAGUGCAUGCAUUAUCAUUAGCGUUUGGAUUAAAAUAAUUGAACGGGAAACAGCGUUCUUUAGUGAUCUCUGUCCAACAUUAUUGUGAUCUAUGAUUAAUCAUUUGCCAACUAUUGUGUUGGACAUGGAGCUAAGGUACUUAAGGAGAAAGGCACUCAAUUACUAAAAAGGGUCUUCCCCCAGAAAUCUUUUUCGGUUUUUCUUUCCCCACACGAGAACUUUUUUGACGCCAGAGGCCCAGAAGUCCAGAACGCUCCUCUCUUGAUAAACCCCCACAAUAAGCCAAUUCUCAGAUACCCAUCAUAAUCAUUUCUUGGGUUGUUCUUGUUCUAGAAAGAAUCUGAGAAAUCGACGGUUUUCGUUGGGGAUUUUCCCAGAAAAGGUGUGAUGUUUGGAGUAAUAUCAGAGGAUUGAAAUGGGUCAGUCUCGAAUUCUCUCCCCAUUUUCUCUGGUGUUUUUGAUUCUUGGUUCUUUCGUUGUUGUUGGGUUGUGUUCGGAUUACAAGGAAUUGGUGUUCAAAGGGUGUGCGAACCAGAAAUCCCAGGAUGGAACUGGGGUUUUCUCUCAGAAUCUGGAGACCCUGUUUGAGACUCUGGUUUCCCAAUCAUCCGCCGCUAAAUUCUACAAAACCGCCGCCGGCAGCGGCCAAUCGAGCAUCGCUGGGCUGUUCCAAUGCCGGGGCGACCUCUCCGCCUCAGAUUGCAGCGAUUGCGUGCAGAAAACCACCGACAUGUCCAAGAACCUCUGCGGCGACUCGAUCGCGGGUAGAGUCCAGCUGGUCGGGUGUUACAUCAGGUACGAGGUGUCCGGGUUCCGGCAAGUCGGCCCCACCGAGCUGCUCUACAAGCUCUGCGGGUCAACCCAGGUGAGCGGGUCGGGGUUCGACGAUAGAGUGGAGACGGCGCUCGGGGAGAUCGCCAAGGGCGUGGAAACCGGCAACGGGUUCUACACCGGCGGGUAUGAAUCGGUUUUCGUGCUCGGCCAGUGCGAGGGCGAUUUGGGAAGCGGCGACUGUGUGAACUGUGUGAAAAACGCGGCGGAGAAGUCAAAGAGCAGCUGCGGCUCCGCCAUUUCCGCCCAGAUAUAUCUCCAACAGUGCUACAUUAGCUACACUUACUACCCCAACGGCGUUCCCACUAAAUCAUUCCCCUCUUCCUCCUCCUCGGGGACAAGACAUAACACUCAAAAGACAGUGGCAAUUAUCCUGGGAGGAUUGGCCGGUGUGGGGUUGGUUCUUGCUUGCCUGCUAUUCACAAAAUCGGCUUUCAAGAAAAAGACUCAUUCCAAGUACUAUGGAGGAUAAAGGUAACUGAAAAGAAUUGCAGAAGUUGAAUCUCAGGGCCUCAAUGAUUGGGGAAGAGUAAAGAGAAAGGGGGGAGAAAGUAUAUGCAUCUGCUUUUAUUCACCUUGAGAUUGCUCCUGGGAAUUUCCUUCUGCUCCAAGUUUUGGUCAUCAUGUUUUCUCCCCAUUUCUUUUUCUUCAUCUUCUUCUUCUUUUUUCCUUUAGUAGUUUGGACAGCUGCCUCUCUUAGGAAAGCAGUAUUAGUGGUUUAGUGCUAUUGGUGUUUUUCUUUCUGAUGGAGACAUGAAUGUAUAUCCAGUAUCUACAGAUUGGCUAAUGGAAGAUGACAUAUGAUUCAAAAGAUAGUAAUAUAGUAGUGUAUGAUCCUCUUUUUCUCUU